GUAAUAGUUUAUCAAGCACUGUGGAGGUCGCGUCCGCUUGAAAAGGGCCCAAAACCUCCCUCGUCGCCCGCCGCUUUUACGAUCACGUAGCGAACUUUAAAAAAUAUUCCUGCCGCACAAUUCAGGGUGAAGCGGGUGGGAACAGCAAAAACGCGGAAGCUUCUUUUUAAAGGGUCUUUGAAACUUCUGUAUGCUCCAUCGCUCUCUCUCUCUCUCUCUCUCAUACAGAGAAAGAAAGCGCGAGAGAUCCUUUCCAGAUUUCCAGACGUCCCAAGAAAGCAAGGCAAGAAAGGGACGGGCGUGCGCCGUUGGCCGCAGAUCGCUGACGCUAGAGCGCAGCACAUGUCGGAACAAUCGACGGAAAUGGUGGACGUGUUAGCUGAUUGACAGGGACUGGAGUUUGGUCAAGUUUUCUUCUACCCUGAUUCACGCCCAGACAGCAGUUUAGCUCCAGCGGCGUACUCCGCGAAUAGAAGGCUGUUUUUGCAGACAAAACUCCAGAAUGUUGCCCCAUCACUUCGUUGCAUCGUUGCUGUUGUUGACGUGUGGCUUGUUGAAUAUGAUGGGAGCUCGGGCCGAAGUGUUCACAGCACUCGUGGAUCUGGAGAAUUUGCUCCACACAGAGGGAGCCAUUGUGAAGACGCUCCAGAGGUAUCUAGAUACGGAGGAAGAAAGGCUAAUGAAAAUAAGGAGACUUAGGGAAGGGUUUAGGAAACUCCACAAUGCAGUCAGCAAGGAUGCUGAAGAUUUUGUGACCAAUCCAGUGAAUGCCUUCCUGCUGGUCAAGAUGCUAACAGCAGACUGGAAGGUGGCAUCUGCACUGAUGUCAAGUGCUGCGGGGAGACAAAUGGUGGAGAACAUUACGCAGGCUGGGAGGUUCAGGUUUCCCGACGAGGAAGACUUGACUGGAGCAGCAGUCGCCCUCCUCCGGCUCCAGGACACCUAUCGCCUGGACACUGCAAGUCUGGCGAGGGGAGAGAUACAGGGUGUGAAGCCCUCACCCGAACUCUCCGCCGGGGACUGCUUCGAGCUCGGCCGUCAGUCUUACAACAAUGAGGACCACUACCACACGGUGCUGUGGAUGCAGGAAGCUCUGGACAGGGUAGAUGAGGAAGUCACCAAGACCGCCGACCGUGUGGAGAUUCUGGAGUAUCUGGCGUUUUCGACAUUUCAGCAAGGCAACACUCGGCAUGCACUGAAGCUUACGAAUGACCUUCUUGCCGCAGUUCCCGACCAUCCUCGAGCCCCCGGCAACAAACGCUACUACGAAGAUGCCAUCUCCAAGACCGAGCUGCACAAGCGUGGAGAUGAUGGUGACGUGCCCAUGGACGAAGCCGCUGUUGGCAAAAAGCAUCACGGCCCUGAUGCCGACUCCGAGCGGGGAAUCUACGAGCGGCUGUGCCGCGGCGAGAAGUUUCCGCCUCUUUACAAGGACAAGGAUCUGACCUGCCAGUACAGAACAAAUGGGAGCCCAUUUCUGCUCCUCCAGCCUGCCAAAGAGGAGGUCAUGUUUCCAAAGCCGAGGAUUGUUAUCUACCAUGACGUGAUGUCCAAGCAUGAGAUGGAUGUCGUCAAACUUCUGGCACAACCAAGGCUGAAAAGGGCAACAGUGCAGAACUACAAGUCGGGGGAGCUGGAGGUGGCAAACUACAGGAUCAGCAAAAGUGCUUGGCUCAGAAACGAGGAGCAUGGGGUUAUAGCCCGUGUGACCCGAAGAAUCGAACACAUCACCGGGCUUUCGGCAGACACUGCUGAGGAAUUGCAAGUCGUUAACUACGGGAUAGGAGGACACUACGAGCCCCAUUUUGACUUUGCUAGGAGAGAAGAGAAAAAUGCUUUUCAAAGCCUCGGCACCGGAAACAGGAUUGCGACUUGGCUGAAUUACAUGAGCGACGUCCCUGCCGGCGGUGCCACCGUUUUUCCUCAGCUGCGGCUAACCCUCUGGCCUGAGAAGGGUGCAGCGGCUUUCUGGUACAACCUUCACCGGAGCGGGGAGGGAGACAUGCUGACCAGGCACGCCGCAUGCCCAGUCCUGGCGGGCUCAAAGUGGGUGUCGAACAAGUGGUUCCACGAACGAGGCCAGGAGUUCACAAGGCCCUGUGGAACCCGCAUCAACGACUGAGUCCUGCGCUCGUCGAAUGGGCAUUCGGUGAAGACAAAGAAACCCAGCUCGGUCAAAGACGGAGGGCGUGCCCGAUGGACGGCCAGAUAUUGGAACCGAGCUCAUAGAACCUCGCGAUGGGCAUGGCUCUCCAAGCAGUUGGUGCAACGCUUUGCAGACGACCACCGAUUUACCUACUCGGCCAACCUUUCCUUUGCAGGUUCUGUUUGACGUGCUAGUGGUCUCAUUCUUUACAAUUUUUUUUAUGCCAUCUAGCUUCCAGCGAUUUCUAGUUUGCAUUGCUGUUUAUCACUGUGUUACUUUUUCAUUCACUGCCCCGAAGAUUCAUUGGAAAAGGAUGUUUCGGAGGUCUCUUCGUCGGCUCAAGAGCUGUUUAGUCAAGCGAUGGUUUCACAGUGAACCUUACAAGUCCAUCUGAGCCCUGCUAUUUUCAACUAGUCAGCUUUGCUUUCUUUCUUCUUAAUGCUGCAUCCUUACAUAGUCUCUCUAGUAUGGUCGAACAAUCUGCAGCUUUGAAGAUGUGUUACUAUUUUUAGUCUUUUUCCUCUGUGAUCUUUGAACAAGGUAAACAUUGACCUGAACAGGCAGUAAAAUAAAGUUUUACGCUGCUUCUGUUUUUAAAGUUCCUAACACUCUUCGGCAAGUGCAGCGCAAGCGUCAGAUCAAGACAGGCAAGUUUCUGGAUUCUGCGAAAAUCGUCCCGAUUAGGGUAAAACAUGUUGACAACCCUCCGAUUUCUUGCACACUACUUACCCUUUUCAUGUGUAUCCCUAUAAUGUAUGCCUUGGAAAAUUGAUGCGGUUUUCUUUUGAUACUCAGCAUCAAAAUCAAAUGCCAAAGCUGUUUACAUUGGUCGCAUUCCGUGUUGUUUACUGUUCUGUCCAUCUCCUUCAACAGAAAGUGCCAUCUUUUUUUGUUUGUUAUGACAAUGUUUUUUUAUGAUGCUUCAUGCUUGUACAGUACAUGGAACAAGGCGUGGUUAUGUGUUCAUUGUUUCACAUACUUGUGCACAGCCAAAACGUUGCCACAGCAAUAAUGACCCCUUGGGUAGCUUGCAUUUUCUAUGUUUGAUACAUCUACAGAUUUAUAGAAUCUGCACAAUGCAACUGUCUGGACAGCUCCUGUGUUUUUACAAUAAAUGUUUCUAUAGGUAACCUGGA
Messenger RNA from Ixodes scapularis (black-legged tick), 3282 nucleotides. RefSeq names its product prolyl 4-hydroxylase subunit alpha-1 (gene PH4alphaEFB). The record is from RefSeq and is a predicted model, not a curated record. Gene Ontology annotation, molecular function: L-ascorbic acid binding; iron ion binding; protein binding. Gene Ontology annotation, biological process: peptidyl-proline hydroxylation to 4-hydroxy-L-proline. Gene Ontology annotation, cellular component: endoplasmic reticulum. The transcript is spliced from 14 exons. Bases 503 to 2122 code for a protein of 539 amino acids. NCBI's taxonomy places the organism in Eukaryota, Metazoa, Arthropoda, Arachnida, Ixodida, Ixodidae.